GAGCUGGAAAACCAACAAAGACUGGACUGACUGUUCUUGAAUUACAGAAUAAACUACCUAAAGCUAGAGUUGUCUAUGCCAGUGCCACAGGUGCGAGUGAACCUAAACAUAUGGCCUACAUGGUUCGGCUUGGAAUCUGGGGACCCGGAAGUCCUUUCAGAGAUUUCAACGAUUUCCUCGGCGCGGUGGAAAAGCGAGGUGUUGGUGCCAUGGAGAUUGUUGCCAUGGAUAUGAAACUAAGAGGAAUGUAUAUUGCACGACAGCUCUCUUUCCAGGGUGUCUCCUUCCGAAUCGACGAGGUGGAACUAGACAAUAAUCUGAGGAGUAUUUACAACAAGUCCGUUGAUCUGUGGGUGGAGAUGCUGCACAAGUUCACCGAGGCCGCCGAUCUCAUUGAUGCUGAGAAGAAGAUGAAGAAGACUAUGUGGGGACAGUUCUGGUCUUCACAUCAGAGAUUCUUUAAAUAUCUUUGUAUUGCUAGCAAGGUUCGUCAUGUUUGCACUGUAGCAGAGGAGAUGCAGAGGAUGGGGAAAUGUGUUGUUAUAGGUCUUCAAUCUACUGGAGAGGCCAGAACAUUAGAGGCCGUAGAGAGGGAAGAGGAGUUGACGGACUUCGUGUCAACGUCGAAGGGAGUUCUGCAGAGCUUAGUGGAGAAACAUUUCCCUGCCCCGGAUAGAGGGAAGAUUACUAAGAUAUUAGGGCUAGGAGGCAGACAGCACACAAUAUUAGAUGAACUAGGUAUUAGCACAGGAAACGGAAAGAAGAAAGGAGACUCUUCAAAAGUAGAUUUAGGAAAACGGAAAACUAAACGACAGGCAGCGACCAAGGCAGCUAAAAAGGUUAAAAUUGAUUACGAUAAUGAUGACGGCCAUGACAGUGAUUUCGAAGUUAGUGAAGAAGAAGUAGAUGACGAGGAAGAAGAGGAGGAAGAGUAUGAGGAAUCCGGUGCCAGUGAAUCAGAUUUCAACCCAUUCGGUAGCGAUUCAGAUUCGGACAACGAGGAUCCCUGGGAGAAACGUGGAGGAAAGAAAACAAAGAAGAAAGCCAAACCAAAGAAAGAAAAGACGGAUCCCUUUGCGCAUUUAGUGAUGGGUCGGAAGAUGGAGAACGGGGUGAGGGAAGCGCCCCCCGACACGAGCAGGGUGGAGAGGGCGGUUAGGAUGAAGGAAGAGCUGUUGGUAAAGAUUGAGGAGCUAGGACAGGAUCUUCCCGCCAAUACACUUGAUCAGCUUAUUGAUGAACUAGGGGGUCCCUCACUAGUAGCAGAGAUGACAGGAAGAAAGGGACGAGUUGUGAUGGACGAUAAAACCGGUGAGUUUCGGUAUGAAUCUAGGUCCACGGACGAGACUGUAUCCCUGGAGAUGUUGAACUGCACGGAGAAGGAGAGGUUUAUGAACGGGGAGAAGAAUGUUGCAAUCAUAUCUGAAGCUGCCAGCAGUGGUAUCUCAUUACAGGCUGACCGACGAGUAAAGAACCGAAAGAGAAGAGUACACAUGACCCUAGAGCUCCCCUGGAGUGCGGACCGUGCUAUCCAACAGUUUGGUAGAACACAUCGGAGUAAUCAAGUCUCUGCUCCAGAAUAUAUUCUUCUUAUCUCAGAUCUAGCAGGAGAACAAAGAUUUGCCAGUAUUGUAGCCAAGAGAUUAGAAUCCCUUGGAGCUCUCACACACGGAGACAGAAGAGCAACAGAAUCCAGAGAUCUUUCCAGGUUCAACAUAGACAAUAAAUACGGGCGAGCAGCUCUAGAAGCAACCUUUAAGGCAAUCAUGGGAUACGAACAGCCAAUUGUUAAACCACCUUCAGAAUAUCAAGGAGAUUUCUUCAAAGACAUAGCUGAUGGUCUGGUUGGAGUAGGAUUAAUCACAUCCUCAGAGGACAGUCCUGGUUUCCUGACACUAGACAAAGGAUAUAAUGACAUGAGCAAAUUCCUAAACAGAAUUUUGGGAAUGCAUGUCGAGAAACAGAAUCUUCUUUUCAAAUACUUUUCUGAUACUCUAGCAGCCAUCAUCAGUCAGGCUAAACGUAGUGGUAGAUAUGAUCAGGGUAUCCUGGAUGUUGGAAUGACGCAGGAAGAUCAUGUUGAACUUAUCAAAACUCACACAUUUAUGCGCAAACAUGCCACAGGAACAGCCAAAAUAGAACUUCACAUUCUACACGUAGAGAGAGGUAUGAGCUGGGAAGCUGCUCUUGAGAAGAAUGAGACUCUUACAGAUACAGACGAAGGUUUCUGGGUGUCACAUCAGGUACGGAAUGGUAAGAAGACGGCUAUCCUAGCAGUGAUGGAUGAAGGGAGUAAGAAGAAAUCAGACAAGAAGAAAGAUCAAAAACUUUACUUUGUUUACAGACCUAACACGGGCCAACAGGUUAAACAGGAGAGCUUAGCGGAGCUGAAGAAGAAGUAUAAAAAAGUUUUACCAGAUGAAUGUGAGCCUCACUGGAACCUUCAAUAUAAAUCUAGCGCCAAGACCUGCUCUCAUGCCUACUGGAAAGGAAAUUGUAAAAACAAAUCCUUGGGUCUUGACUGUGAGGUUGGAUUAAGAAGGAAAGCCUACAAUGUACUAACUAUAGUGUACUCUAGGUUGGAUUAAGAAGGAAAAACUACAAUGU
Eurytemora carolleeae is the source of this 2607-nucleotide messenger RNA. It is a transcript of the gene sno, whose product is annotated as protein strawberry notch. The record is from RefSeq and is a predicted model, not a curated record. NCBI's taxonomy places the organism in Eukaryota, Metazoa, Arthropoda, Copepoda, Calanoida, Temoridae. Gene Ontology annotation, molecular function: chromatin DNA binding; histone binding. Gene Ontology annotation, cellular component: nucleus. Gene Ontology annotation, biological process: regulation of DNA-templated transcription.